GGAAGGGAAGGCCUCACAGCCAGCGUCAAUCCACUUCGAUCUCACUUCACAAAAACCGCUCUCUCAGGCUCGACGUCGACCCAAUCCCAUUGUCGCUUGACGAGAGCCUGGGAACCAGCGGUCCAUUGUCUUUCUCUCUAGCACACUCUUUUGUUUGUUUUUUUCUGUUGCUGUCCCUUGUAAAAAAAAUAUCCUUAACUAACUAAUCCAGGCUCCCUGUCCACCACAAGCAGCUCUCUCAACGCCUGGAGCUGGCUCUUCUUCUUUUCAGUAAAGCACCAAUAACGCGCGUCAUGUGGUUUAAUUGGUAACUAAUGUGAAGCUGGAGAGCAUGAAAAGAUAGCGGACUUCCAACAUGGCAGCAGCAGCAAGUCCAUCUGUUACAGCUGCCGUGAGUGCUGCCCUUGAUGCGCAAAGCGGCACUGGCCAGAGGUCCGCAGGCAUAUCAAUAUCCACAUUUCUCGCCUCACUGGCAACUGCUAUUAUUGUCUUUGCUGUUGAAUUUCUUCUUUUCCUCGCCCUCAAGGGGAAAUUGGUUCGGAUCUACCAACCACGUACGUAUCUUGUCCCCGAGCGCGAACGCACCGCUCCCUCUCCUCCAGGUCUGUUCCAAUGGAUUGGGCCCGUUUUCAAAACCUCGAACUCGGAGUUCAUUCAAAAGUGCGGCCUUGAUGCCUAUUUCUUUUUACGGUACCUACGAAUGCUACUUAAAAUUUUCAUACCCCUCUCGCUACUCAUUCUACCGACCCUUCUGCCGGUGAACAAAGUCGAUGGCAGGGAUAGGAGUUUCCUCCAUGGUGCCAGUGGCGCAAGGUAUAACGUCACCGGGCUGGAUCAAUUGGCCUGGGGAAACGUGAGGCCUGAAAACAGUAACCGCUACUGGGCCCACUUGAUUCUUGCUGUUGUUGUGGUUGUGUAUGUAUGCGCUGUCUUCUUUGACGAGCUUCGGGGUUAUAUACGGCUGCGACAAGCCUACCUGACAUCCCCUCAACACCGUCUGCGAGCAUCUGCUACCACGGUGCUCGUAACAUCCAUUCCGGAAAAAUGGCUAUCUAUCGAAGCAUUGGAUAAUCUUUUCGAUGUAUAUCCUGGAGGAGUUCGAAAUAUUUGGCUGAACCGGAACCUUGAUCAACUAAGCGCUAAAAUUAAAUUACGAAACAAAUUGGCUUUGGUACUUGAAGCUGCAGAAACCGAGCUGAUCAAGAAAUGCAAGAAAGCACAAUUGAAAAUGGCAAAGUCGGAGAGAAAGAAAUCAGGGAAGCAUUCUAAAGAAGACCUUCAGCGCGAAGAGACAGAAGCGGAGAAAAGAGCGUCUAAGCUUGUCGACAGCGCCGGUGUGAGCUCUGGCAAUCCGCAUCAAAUAGCCCAUACCAUUCAACAGGCACUACGAUCCGGUGCAGAUCGAGAUUCGGAUUCAGAAGACGAUUCACGAGAAAAGCAUAAAACUGUUCGUCGAGUUGGAACCGACGUGGCAGAAAUGGGGAGUACAGUGCAUGGGGGAGUAAGGAAUGUUGGACAAAACUUAGAGGGUCGCUUGACAAAUACUGGUGGUUUGACUAUUGAGCGAUCCGGGAGCAUUGCCGGGUCAGUUUCAAGUAUGAAUACUACGCCUUCUGGGAAACCAACGGGAUUUCGUCAGUCCAUAAACGAAACCCCACUCCCAUCCCAGGAAGAACUCCAUGAGGACACUGAGGACGUCCCUGACGAAACCCGAUUCGGCCCUCUAACAUUUGACGGAGCAGCUGAUAAACCACCUCGACGGUCGAGGCUAUGGAGGAAGAAGCCUGCGGCACUGACUGAUGGCGUUGAUCGCCACGGAGAUGAGCUUCCCCUCACUGUUCAAAGCCCAGUGUCCCCCGGCACGACAGCCGAGACCGAAGGUUCCAAACACAAGAAGAAACACGACAAGUCUAAGAAAGAUGAAUACCAAGACAAUGAGGAAUAUCCAGUUGCCUAUAACGAAGCAUACGAAGAAGAUGAUUACGGCGAGCCACUUUGGAUGAAGUACAUCAAGGAGAAAGAUCGCGAAACCAUGCGUGUUCCAAUUUUUGAUUCGAUUUGGAUGCCUUCCUUGCCACUUAUUGGAAAGAAGGUGGAUACGAUAUACUACUGUCGCAAGGAGCUGGCUCGUUUAAACCUGGAGAUUGAAAUCGACCAGCAACAUCCAGAGAAAUUUCCUCUUAUGAAUUCGGCUUUCGUACAAUUCAAUCAUCAGGUUGCUGCGCAUAUGGCUUGCCAAUCCGUUGCCCAUCACAUCCCCCAGCAAAUGGCUCCACGGCUCGUCGAGAUCUCACCGGACGACGUGAUAUGGGAUAAUAUGUCAAUCCGAUGGUGGGAGAGGUAUUUGAGGACCUUUGGCGUUGUCAUUAUUGUGUCAGCUAUGGUUAUCGGCUGGGCAUUCCCUGUUGCAUUCACCGGCUUGCUUUCCCAGCUCUCGUACCUGGAAGGCAAUAUCGUGUGGCUUAGGUGGCUUUCACGUCUCCCUCAAUGGCUUCUUUCCGCCAUCCAAGGCAUCUUACCGCCUUUAUUCCUGUCCAUUUUGAUGGCUCUAUUACCCCUUAUGCUCCGUUUUCUCUCGAAGAACCAGGGAGUUCAUACAGGCAUGGCCAUUGAACUUACAGUUCAAAACUAUUUUUUUGCAUUCUUAUUUGUACAGCUGUUUCUCGUCGUCUCUAUUUCAUCCGGCUUCUCGACGAUCUUUAAUUCGAUCAAAGACGUGACAAGCGUACCUGAGCUUCUGGCAACGAAUAUACCCAAAUCUAGCAACUACUUUUUCUCUUAUAUGGUUCUCCAGGCUAUGUCGGUCAGCGCCGGUGCUCUCGUUCAAAUUUUCAAUUUGGUGAGCUGGUUCAUACUGGCGCCGAUUUUUGAUAGCACUGCAAGAAUGAAGUGGGCUAGGACGACAAACUUGAAUCAGAUGCAGUGGGGAACAUUCUUCCCGGUGUAUACCACUCUCGCGUCAAUCGGGCUGAUCUACUGCGUCAUAUCCCCACUAAUCAUGAUAUUCAACGUGCUUACAUUUACGCUGUUUUGGGUUGUCUACCGGUACAACACGCUUUAUGUGACGAAGUUCCGCUUUGAUACUGGCGGCUUACUCUUUCCCAAAGCUAUAAAUCAGCUUUUUACCGGCGUGUACGUUAUGGAGAUUUGCCUUAUUGGUAUGUUCUUCCUCGUCCGCGACGAGAAAGGCGAGGUUGCAUGCGAAGGCCAAGCUAUCUGUAUGAUAGUCCUUCUUAUUGCUACCAUUCUUUUCCAAUUUCUUUUAAACCGGGCAUUCCAACCUCUCUUUCGGUACCUGCCGAUAACGCUGGAGGACGAAGCCAGUCAGCGCGACGAGGAAUUUGCUCGUGCCCAGAGACGCAGACUAGGACUGGAAGAUGGAGAAGACGAAGAGGAAGAUACCAGCCCUGACGACAAAAAGCAUAAGCGAGAGAAUGAUAUUGAGCUGAACCGUAUUGACAGCAAAAAGCCCCAAAGAAACGCACUCACCCGGCUUAUCCCUGGGAAGAGUGGCACUAGACCUCUUUCCUGGGCGGAUCCUUCUCGAAAACAAAGAUCUCGCUACUUUGGUGGCAGGCCGGACCCGAACAUGCCUACGAUACAGCGUAUGCGGCAAAAGCUUGCAGAAGAUACCGAGGCCCAAGCACCGACCAGUUCGAUAAACCAGGCCUUGUUUGACGGUAUCCACGAUGAGCUAGAAGACUUAACCCCCGAUGAGCGUGACCAGCUUGUUCAACGUGCCUUCCAGCACGAGGCGCUUCGCAUGAAGAGGCCUGUGAUCUGGAUCCCACGGGAUGAUCUCGGCGUGAGCGACGAUGAAGUGUUCCGCACGCAGAGGUUCAGCAAACAUAUAUGGAUUAGUAAUGAGUAUCAGGCGUUGGAUGGACGUUGUCGUGCCAUUUUCAGUCGAAGUCCCCCUGAUUUCUCGGAGGUCGAUCUCAUUCAACUCUAG
Coccidioides immitis RS is the source of this 3952-nucleotide messenger RNA. RefSeq lists its product as uncharacterized. Gene Ontology annotation, molecular function: calcium-activated cation channel activity. Gene Ontology annotation, cellular component: plasma membrane. The record is from RefSeq and is a predicted model, not a curated record. Bases 356 to 3952 code for a protein of 1198 amino acids. NCBI's taxonomy places the organism in Eukaryota, Fungi, Ascomycota, Eurotiomycetes, Onygenales, Onygenaceae. The transcript is spliced from 3 exons.